Closterium sp. NIES-65 is the source of this 1422-nucleotide messenger RNA. NCBI's taxonomy places the organism in Eukaryota, Viridiplantae, Streptophyta, Zygnematophyceae, Desmidiales, Closteriaceae. The record is from the annotation of a GenBank genome assembly.
AUGGCAGCCGGCCAGAAAGUCGCCGAAGCGGCGCCGACCUCGCUAGAUUUCCCCCUGCAUCUAGACAUCGGUAGAGGACACACGGCCAAGUUCGAAGAGCACGACUACGCCGUUCUGACAAACCCUAUGCUAGAGUUUAACGCCCGUUGCUUGGGACUCGGUCUCAAGACCUCGAUCCGGCACGCCGACCCGCAGACAGUGAAGGAGUGGCACCGCGACGAGGCGAUCCGCGUGCUGAAGUUUUUCCGGACCGCUGUUCUGGCCGAGUUGCGGCGCGAGGGUAGGAAAUGGGAGUGGGCGAAGCCGUCCGAAGACGAGGUGCAGGAGAGGCUCGCGGACUGCGACGAACCCCUUCGAGAUAAAAUUCCCGAUACCGGCCGGGACUCGGACGCGGGCUCCGGCCUGCUAGCAAUGAGCGCGUUGAUCUGGGUUGUGAGGCGGUUCCAGCGCCUGACCGGCGACCUCCGUCGCAUUGCCACCAGCAUGGACAAGCCCACCGUCUCGGGGUUGAAGGCGCUGCGGAACGAGAUGGUAGCCCUCAUCAAGAAGCAAGUCCCGCUCAUACGGUCGGGGAAAACCGUUGUUGCUGCCGACGCCUGUGACGACGACGGCGAGGAAGUCCAUUCUGCAUCCGUACCAGUAGGGGUCGCCCCGAACGUCGCUGAUGCGCGUGGCAAGUCGGGAGUCGGCGUCGACGAGGCCGAUGCGGCCGCAGGAAAGGGGGUGACCGGGACUGAGGUUGUUCACGGGGAUGAUGAUGGGGUCCAGGAUCGCGAGGAGGAACGUGAGGGUGAGGGGGGCUCGGAGGAGUCGUCGGGGUCGAGGUCGGGGUCGGGAUCGGGCUCGGAGUCGGAGUCGGAGGAGGAGCAGGAGCAGGAGACGCAGGAGCACGAGAGGCAGCACCAGGAGGAGCAGUUGGUAGAGGUGGAGGACGUGGAAAUGGCGGAGGGGUACGUUGUCGGAGGAGCGGAGGGGUACGUUGUCGGAGGAGCGGAGGAAACGGGUGGGAGAUCGGCGGAUGUCGAGAACGACGAAGGGGAGGGGAAGGGUGCGACAGCGAAUAUCGGCGAGGUCUGCGUGGAGGCGGCUCACGGAGGUGGUGGCAUGGUCGAGGUCGGUGAAGGGGAUAACGCCGCGGUCCCGGAGCAGAGGGGCGUGGAUGUGCAUACCGAUGCCACCGCGGAGAAGGCCGGCGGGGAGCGGUCUAGGAGGAAGAAGGCGGCGAGCGGUCAUCCCGGUUCCACCGCGGCUGGGCGGCAGGCGCGGCUGGACGUCGUCGAUCAGCUGAGGGCGGAGAACAGGCGAUUGCGUGCAGACAAUGCACUCCUUGAACGGCGGCUCGGUGAGCAGACGGGGCGGGUCGACAGCUUAGCGGCGGCAUUAGCUGGGCUCCUCGAGAAGGUGAAGGGUUUGACCGCCUAG